AUUGUGUUCACGUGACGUCACGGUCCACAUUGCGCGUGGUCCGGGCUGCCGACGUGGCGCGCGAGCUCCUGUCUGGGCGGAAACGGGCAGCGCGCGCUGUCAGAGACACCGGGCACCAUGUCACAAGAAGAUGCAGUAAGCAGCAUCGCUGAACCCCCUGACACACAUUCAGACAAACAUGCUCCUGUAGUUGCUGACAAAACCAACGAGCCUUCUUCCAGUCCUUCCCUCCUGUUGGACACAUCAGGGCAUGAGCUGACCAGUGAGAGUGCAGAAGAAAGUGCUCCAGUCAGCCAGACCACAGAACCAUUGCAGGAACCAUCAGAGGAACACAGCUGUGAUCAGGUGACCGAAUGCAGCGAAACUGUGAGCUUGGACCCAGAAGCUGCAGAAGGGGAGGUGGAGCCUUCAGAGCAACCCACAUCUAAAAGUUGGGGUGGUUGGGGAUCCUGGGGGAAGUCUUUGUUGACGACUGCCAGCUCCACAGUAGGUCAUGGGUUAAGCUCAGUUCGGGAGAAAGCGGGCGUGGCCUUACGUAUGCGCAGCACAUCAUCAUGCGAGGAAGCCCUGGAGGUUGAAGAACAUCCUGAGGAGGACGUUGACUCAGCGGAUCAGCCCGUCAGCCCAACCAACAAAGGAGUGCUUUCCUCCAUCACCAGUGCUGUGCAAAACACGGGGAAGUCUGUGCUGACCGGAGGACUCGAUGCGCUGGAGUUUAUCGGCAGGAAAACGAUGAUUGUCCUGGCGGAGAGCGACCCGGGCUUUAAGAAAACUAAAAUCCUGAUGCAGAGGACCGUCUCACUCUCGCAGAUGCUGAAGGAAGCUAAAGAGAAGGCACGCGAGAGACUGAGCAACCAGAUGGUGUGUGAACCCACGGUUCAUUACGGUAUCCUGUUUGAUGAUUAUCAGGGUCUGUCUCACCUGGAAGCUCUGGAGAUCCUGAGCAACGAGAGCGAGGGGAGGGUUCAGGAGGUUCUUUCCUCCCUCGACGGCGAGACGUUGGAGAUCCUGAAGAAGGAGCUGAUCGAGAUUAAGGAGAUCUUUGAGGCGAGAGAGGAAGAGGAAGAGGAAGAAGAGGAGAAGAUGAUGGAGGCGGGUUCAGGGGGAAACGGUGAACUUUAUUCCCAAAUUCGCUCUUUCAGCCCGCUCUCUGCAAAUGGGGAGGAGUUUGUCAGUGUUCUCACAGAGCUGCUCUUUGAACUCCAUGUUGCUGCUACGCCGGACAAACUGAACAAGGCCCGAAUGAAGGCUUAUGACUGGAUAAGAGAGACUGAGAGACUGAGCCCCGUUACCAAGGACGAAUCAGAGGAAGUGAAGGCAGAGAACUCAGAGUCGCCUCCCGCAGGAAAGGAGGAUGGAGCCGAAAAACAAGAAGAGGUGACGGGAGAACAGGGGAAACACAUGGAGCAAAGCAAGAUGGACAAUGUUGAGAGUGUGUAUCAGUGGUCUAUAAGCAGUCUUGCGGAGGUGACAGCUCGGAGUAUAGAGCAGCUCCAUAAAGUGGCUGAACUCAUCCUGCACGGACAAGACGUGGAGAAACCAGCCAGCCAGCAGGCCAAGAUACUUUCCAGGCUGACCUGUGCUAUGUGUAAGGAGGUCAGCUGUCUGGCUCGCAGAUUUACAGAUACACUUGUGGCUGUAGGGAGUCGGAGGAAAGCAGAAGAACUGAAUCCUCUGGUGAACAGCGUGACGCUUGAGGGCUCGAACAGCACCACCUACAUCCACAACGCAUUCCAGCUUCUGCUGCCAGUUCUGCAGAUCUCCCACCUCCAGACCAACAGAGUCCCGGCUAGAACCGAACCAGAACCAGAACCAGAACCAGCUCCUACAGACUGACCUGCUCACCCCAUGUGUGUGUGUGUGUGUGUGUGUCUACGCAAACAAACGUGCAAUGUUCAGCAAGCCUGUGUUUGUAUCACUUUUUCUUCCAGGGAACUCAUCUCCAUACAGACGCUUAGGAUCAAAUCAAUAAGAAAAACCUUCUAAAAGAGCAACAUCCUCGUAACAGGAUCUUGUACCGUGAGGUUCGUCACCGUACAGAGGAAUGCAAAUGUUUUUAAUAAAAUGAGUCAGUCACAUGGUAGUUGGUUGGGAGGGGGCACUUUGUUGUUGGUUGAUGGUUCAAAUCCUGUCUCCGUCCCCAUGUGCGCAUGUGGAGUUUGCAUGUUCUCCUCAGGGUUCUCUGGUUUCCUCCUUCAGUCCAAAGACGUAUUGUACAUUGAUUGGUAUCUCUAAAUUAUCCAUAUGUGUGUGUUUGUGUUCAAUUGCGCCCUGCAGUGUGAUGCCACCCCUUCCGCAGUUUGUGCCUCGAGUCCCCUGGACUAGACUCCUGCUGCAAAUCACAGGCUUACGUUACAUAACGCACUCGUUCUUAUACACUGUUGUUGCUAUAGUAACAGCUCAUACAGGCGACGCUCCUCAUAACCGACGACUAAUAAGAAACAGAUUAGAAAUGUCUUAUUUAAUAAAGUACAACAUACGGUGAAGCUUUUUUGAAAGGUUUAACAUUUCUGGAAGAGUCUCCCGUGUCAGGGCUUUGUUUUAGCCGGAGGUAACGAUGGAGCUUUCGGUUUUCCUCUACAGAAAGAAAGUUAUGCUGAUCUUAGCAAGUUUAAAGUCUAAAGACAAGCCGGAUAUACGUCUAAAGACAAGCCGUUUAGAAACGAAAACAUGACUGAAUUUAUUUAAUUACCAAAGAUCUGUAAUUCUUAAACAUUUCCAUGGCAUAGAUUUCAUGGCAUCUUCACACCGAGACUCACUUUAGCUUGUAAUGUUUUAAAACAUUAGCAAAGCAACGUUGUACAUAUUUUUGACUUUUCCAUUCAUGACCAAAUAUUUAAUUUUGAUCUGUGAGUAAAUUAAAUUACGGCGCUCCGUACCUCAGAUAUCAAUUUAUUUUUCAGAACAUCUUAUCUGAUAAAAAAUACUAUUUAGACAUCGUGCACUAUUAUACAGAUGAAAUAUAUUAAACUGUUAUAUUAAAUUGCCGUUGCCUUACUGACAAUGAUUCACAUAGUCAAUAUUAAUAAAAACAAAAUGACCAGCCAUUAAA
Messenger RNA from Tachysurus vachellii, 3052 nucleotides. RefSeq names its product family with sequence similarity 114 member A1 (gene fam114a1). The transcript has 13 exons. The record is from RefSeq and is a predicted model, not a curated record. Bases 118 to 1836 code for a protein of 572 amino acids. Lineage: Eukaryota; Metazoa; Chordata; Actinopteri; Siluriformes; Bagridae.